UGCCGUCGAGUUUUAACCUCUAAUUUUUGUUUACAUUGUGUUAACGUGAUUCAUUCAUCGCUUAAAAAAAAAACAUACAAUUUAAUAUAUUUUAAUCAAACAUUGCCAAACAUUCUCAUAACUGGAACUCCAGGAGUUGGUAAAAGUACUUUAGCUCGAAGAAUAUCCGAGAGAACUAGCCUGGUUUGGAGAGACGUCAGUAAGCUAGCUGAGGAGAAUAGAUGCUUGGAAGAAUAUGAUCCAACCUAUCAAUGUCCGAUUUUAAAUGAAGACCGGUUGCUGGACAGCAUGGAGAGCAUGAUGGGCAAGGGAGGCAACAUCGUUGACUACCACAGCGCAGAGCUGUUCCCAGAAAGGUGGUUCGAUAUCGUGUUCGUUGUAAGAACGAACAACACUAUCUUGUACGACCGAUUGACAGCCCGCGGGUACCAGGGAAAAAAAUUAGAAGAUAACAUUGAAUGUGAAAUAUUCCAAACAAUCCUUGACGAGGCCAAGUCCUCGUACAAAGAAGAAAUUGUCCAUGAGCUAGAAAGUAAUACGCAAGAGCAAAUAGAGGUCAAUGUAAAUAGAGUUUGUCUAUGGAUUGAGCAAUGGAAAGAAGAUAAUGCUGUG
This is a messenger RNA of Cotesia congregata, 612 nucleotides long. The record is from the annotation of a GenBank genome assembly. Lineage: Eukaryota; Metazoa; Arthropoda; Insecta; Hymenoptera; Braconidae.